GAAACCUCUCACAGACUCCCAGGCAAAAGCAAAAAGUCCUUUGAAAAACCUGCAGUCCCUGGGAGCAUUCAGGAGCCCCCCAGGGCCAUUGCUGACCAAGGCUCCCCAGGGACUCCUUCCAGCACAUCCUUGAGGCCACUGGGAUGUGAGGGGGAUGCUGAGGGCAGCACAAGGGGCUGACAGUGCCCAGCCUUGCUGGGGCUGUGCCAGGAGGCCCCAGGGCCUCAGGACAAGGUGUCUCCUCACAGCCCUUGGUGGCACAGAGGCUGCUGUGCCCCAGGACACCAAGACUUGGCUUCUCUUUGUCCCCACCUGUCAUCACUGCCUCCAGUUCUCUGCUCUGCCUGGGGCCUGGGGACACUUUCUCUGUCCUGUCCCUCAGUGGGACCCAUUAAAACUUCAAGAAACUUUGGAAUUGGAUUCUGACAUGGAAUUCUUGAGAGGUUUCUACAGCUCCCUCUCAGGGACUGAUGUUCAGGGCCUCAGCACAAGCCCAGAGAGGGUCAUUAAAGUCCUUGUGCUGUGUCUGUGCUGCUGAGCUGGGCCGGGCUCCUGGCACAGAGGCAGCUCCUGGCAAGGGCAGCGCUGCAGAGAGACAGCUCUGCCCAGGAGCAGCUCCUGAGCACAGCCCAGCAGGGCUGGGGCACUGCCUGCAGCCACCCCGGGCACAGCACACAGGCACAGAGAGCUUCAAUCACUCAGGGCUGGGAAGGAGCUGAGAAGUGACUGAGGGAGAAUCACUCCCAGCCCUUGACACAGGAACCUCUGGCUGCAGGACACAAGGCAGCUGCAGCUCCUGCAGGGAUCUCCUAAAGCUGCAAUAUCCCAAUGCCUACAGACUCUGACUCCAUGGCCAGAGUGAGGAAAUGUCCAACAGCAGCUCCAUCAGCCACUUCCUCCUGCUGGCAUUGGCAGACACGCGGCAGCUGCAGCUCCUGCACUUCUGCCUCUUCCUGGGCAUCUCCCUGGCUGCCCUCCUGGGCAACGGCCUCAUCAUCAGCGCCGUAGCCUGCAGCCACCACCUGCACACGCCCAUGUUCUUCUUCCUGCUCAACCUGGCCCUCACCGACCUGGGCUCCAUCUGCACCACUGUCCCCAAAGCCAUGCACAAUUCCCUCUGGGACACCAGGAUCAUCUCCUACACAGGAUGUGCUGUUCAAGUUUUCCUCUUUUUUUUUCUUAUGUCAGCAGAGUUUUCCCUCCUGACCAUCAUGAGCUAUGACCGCUACGUGUCCAUCUGCAAACCCCUGCACUACGGGACCCUCCUGGGCAGCAGAGCUUGUGCCCACAUGGCAGCAGCUGCCUGGGCCAGUGGCUUUCUCAAUGCUCUCAUGCACACGGCCAAUACAUUUUCCCUGCCCCUGUGCCAUGGCAAUGCCCUGGGCCAGUUCUUCUGUGAAAUCCCACAGAUCCUCAAACUCUCCUGCUCACACUCCAACCUCAGGGAACUUGGGCUUCUUGCUGUUAGUGCCUCUUUCACACUUGGCGGCUUUGUGUUCAUUGUUUUCUCCUAUGUGCAGAUCUUCAGGGCUGUGCUGAGGAUCCCCUCUGAGCAGGGACGGCACAAAGCCUUUUCCACUUGCCUCCCUCACCUGGCUGUGCUCUCUCUGUUCCUCAGCACCUCAUUAUUUACCUACCUGAAGCCCCCCUCCAUCUCCUCCCCAUCUCUGGAUCUGGCAGUGUCAGUUCUGUACUCUGUGGUGCCACCAGCCCUGAACCCCCUCAUCUACAGCCUGAGGAACAAGGAGCUCAAGGCUGCAGUGUGGAGACUGAUGACUGGAUGGUUUCAGAAACAUUAAAAUGCUUGCAAAGUUCUGAAAAUUACUCAAAACAAAAGUAAAUUUUGAUACUU
This is a messenger RNA of Hirundo rustica (Barn swallow), 1852 nucleotides long. RefSeq names its product olfactory receptor 14J1-like. The coding region runs from base 867 to 1799 and encodes 310 amino acids. The transcript has 2 exons. Gene Ontology annotation, molecular function: G protein-coupled receptor activity; olfactory receptor activity. The record is from RefSeq and is a predicted model, not a curated record. Gene Ontology annotation, biological process: G protein-coupled receptor signaling pathway. NCBI's taxonomy places the organism in Eukaryota, Metazoa, Chordata, Aves, Passeriformes, Hirundinidae. Gene Ontology annotation, cellular component: membrane.